AUGUGCGUUCUCCAUAAAACCAAUCCACAGCUGAAGAAAGUCGAGAUCAGCACAUUUCUAUACUAUACUGGAGUUGAUACCGCCAACUCGGCCUCAAUUGCCGUGCAUCUCCAGGCGCUUGCCAACUUGAUUUCCGCGAAAUCGCAGUAUUGGUACAAUGAGAAGAAACACUGGAAAGUGCCCGAGUUGACGUAUUGUUGUUACAACGCCUUUUCCAAAGUGGAUAUGCGCGUCACCGUCCACAUUCCUGGUAAGUUCGAGAGUGUUGUCGUGGCUAGUAAUGGUAAAAUCGUAGAAAACUUGGACUCUGCAAACUUGGAGCAGUUGUGGCUCGAGGCCCUGGUCUCGGCCAUGGUGCGUUGUCUCAUCGACACAGAGGCUGACGAGGCCAAUAAGGCUGGAGGGCUCGUCGAAAUACGCCGCGAGAAUCCGUUUGUACAGGGCCAAAAGCUCAGCGAACAACUUUUGAGCAGCUUCCUUGCUGGCUUCGAACAGUUGUUUUGGGACGGACCUAAGUUGGGUUGUAGUAUCGAGUGUCCUAACCCUUCGUAUGUGCAUAACUACUUGGUGGAAGGCUUUUUGAGAUGCAUCGAGCUUACUCAGAGAUAUGACGAAGCUUUGCUGAUCGUGGAACGUCUUCUGGAACAAAAUAGCGCUGUGUCGGUCUUGAAGGCCAAGAUUUUGCUCAUGAAGGAUGAGGAAAUCCACGCCGUGCAAGUCAUGAGUGACCGCAUUCGUGCAGACGACCGUGACUCCGAGAUGUUGUUGUUGGAGGCACAGUUUUUACUUGACAAGAAGAAGCCAGAUUUGGCCCUCCAUUUGGCAAAGCAAGCAGUCCACUCGUCACCUUCAGACUUCAAGGCGUGGGCCACCUUGGUCACCGUCCAUACCAAACUCAACGAUUUCGAAAGCGCGCUUCUCUCCCUCAAUUCGUGCCCUAUGAAUGCCCACAAGGAAAAUUUCUCCUUGAAAAGAGUGGUCACCGUCCUGCCAGGUCCAGACAAUAUCCACUUGCCCUCGCCUACAGACGUGUCUCUAGAGCAGGUGACCGACUUGCUGAGUGCAACAUUUGUCGCCGAACAAAAAGCUCUUGACCAAGAGCUCGCAUACAUGCCAGCAGCAAAUCUCAAGUCGACGUUUGCCUCUGCUUACGAUCUCCUUACCGAGAUUGCUUUGAAGACUGGUUGGGAGCAGUUGUUGAAAUACAGAGCCCGCGUGUUUGUUAUGGAAGAAGAAUACCGUAAGGAUAAGAGUAACGCCCACUCUAAGCGCGAGUCGAGGGUCGAUGUUGGCGCUGAUGGAGCAGAUACCUACAGCGAGGACCAGAGGCUUCCUGCAACGGAUGACUCUUCGACAGUUGCCUUGAAGUCACCCAUCCGCAACAAAGCAGCUCCAGCCUCUGCUGCAGCCCCAGAAGAUGCUCGCGCUGAGCUCGACUACAAGAAGAAAAGACUCUGUGAACGUUGGCUUGACAACUUGUUCAUGCUACUCUACGAAGACUUGAGAGUUUACACCAUGUGGCAGGCCGAGUUUGUUAGAUUCCAAGCGCAGCAACUCGAUUACAAACGUAGCACCUUAGAGUGGGAGAUAUUGGGCCUGUUGGCAUUCCGCUUAAAGCACUACAAGGAAGGGUCCGUUGCAUUCACCAACGCACUCAAAACUCGCUUUGCGGCCAAGGCUCAGAGAGAAAUGUUGAAAUACUACAAGAUGGAGCGCACCAAGUUGUUGUCCAAGAUGAAUACCAUAGAGAACAGAGCACACAGUGACAACUAUACCAAAACCGUACACCAGCUCAAUGAAAAAAUCUUGGACUGUUGCAUCAAACUAUUGGUCUGGAAUCACCGCUGGUACAAUGAUUUUCUGCCGUCGCUCAUUGGAACCGUUGCCGAUUUGGUUGCAAAAGAGGGACUUAUCAAAAUCAAGUCCAUUGUGCAGGCAGGCUACUCCCAACGAACUGGACUGUCCGACGGUGCCAUCAACAACGGAGUGACCGACAUGAUGGAGCAGCUCUUCCAGUUUUUCAAAGAAUUUCAACUCCAAGGAACAGAAAAUUAA
This is a messenger RNA of Australozyma saopauloensis, 2055 nucleotides long. It is a transcript of the gene BUD7, whose product is annotated as exomer complex subunit. Lineage: Eukaryota; Fungi; Ascomycota; Pichiomycetes; Serinales; Metschnikowiaceae. Gene Ontology annotation, molecular function: protein binding. Gene Ontology annotation, biological process: Golgi to plasma membrane transport. The transcript has a single exon. The record is from RefSeq and is a predicted model, not a curated record. Bases 1 to 2055 code for a protein of 684 amino acids. Gene Ontology annotation, cellular component: exomer complex.